AUGCUGCCACCUUACCUACUUGACGAUGUUCGUGGCCUCAUGCCCGAGUUAAAAAACUUGGCCGUUCACGAUCGAAGGCCUGAUUCAUCGUUAUCGAGGUCUACUUCGGAUGAACGUGCCAGCAACUUCCGUGUUUUAGUCGGAACAACCCUCGAUGCUGGCUUAAUCUUCAACCUCAAGGCAGUCGUCGGGGAUCAUGUAGAGAAAUAUCGAUUCUUAAAUAUCUCCGAGCUUGACGCCAUCGAAAACGCCGCCUACCUGGUAGAAGAUCGCCUUAUAAACAUCGUCGACAAGGUGCACGACACUCAGAAAGUGAUAGCCUACUGUAAGAUGUUAUUGCGAUCAACGGACCCCACGGUGACUCGUCACCGUAAACUAUACAAAAAGCAACUCAAAGAGUCUGGAGAAGAAUACAAACUUCAUAAGCGCACAUCAAAACGAUUCUACAAAGAUGUCGCGGAUCUUUGGGCACUACUAUCCGAAGAGACUAAGCGCACUUGCGACUUCGAGGAUGCCGCUGCAGCCACGGCCGUUCCCGAGCCUGCCGCAAACACAUCUGAGAACACAACUGAAUAA
Molecule: messenger RNA, 576 nt
Organism: Melampsora larici-populina 98AG31
Lineage: Eukaryota; Fungi; Basidiomycota; Pucciniomycetes; Pucciniales; Melampsoraceae
Exons: 2
Coding region: 1-576 (191 amino acids)
Source: RefSeq, a predicted model, not a curated record